Chrysochloris asiatica (Cape golden mole) is the source of this 5031-nucleotide messenger RNA. RefSeq lists its product as uncharacterized. Gene Ontology annotation, biological process: microtubule anchoring. Bases 1 to 5031 code for a protein of 1676 amino acids. The record is from RefSeq and is a predicted model, not a curated record. Gene Ontology annotation, molecular function: microtubule binding. NCBI's taxonomy places the organism in Eukaryota, Metazoa, Chordata, Mammalia, Afrosoricida, Chrysochloridae. The transcript is spliced from 31 exons. Gene Ontology annotation, cellular component: centrosome.
AUGGGGCCGGACGCGCGGGAACGCGCGGGGACGCUGAGAGCCGGGAGCCGCGUCCGCGCCCGCGGGAGGCGCCAAGGAAGUGAUGUGCUCGGGGGCCUGUCCGCUCCCGCCGCCGUCGUGUCGAUUCCUGGAUCUGGGAGGAUCCAGAGCAUCGAAGCCCUUUCCCAGAAGCCUGUGCCGGGUCUUCGUUUACCUGACUUCCGGGCCCGCUCGGCUCCUGCCAUGGCCACCCUGGGAAGCCCGGGAGCCGAGAGUGUGGCCUGGGGCCCGCCCGCCGCCUGCGCAGACCCCCCAGUCUCCCAAAUGCUCACCUCCCCAGCCUGUUCAGGCCCCUCCACCUGCUCUCGACCCCAGCCUAUCUUCUCAGCUCCCCCCAGCCUGCUCAGCCCCCCUAUCCUGCUCAGCCCGCUUGGUGGCCGCCAUGCUUCACUGGCCUGCUUGUUGGUCCUGGGACUCCUCAAGGCUGAUACUGCCAGGCCCCAAGACAAGCAACGUGAGCUGAGACUCAAGUCCACCGUGGGCUGCUCGCCUGUCCCCAGCCCCCGGAGUCUGCUCACUGUCCUCCCUGACCACUCCACAUUGAAUCUCUGCCCACCCUCCAUCCCUGUUCUCAGCACCCACUCUCCGGGGCUGCUGGAUGUCCCCAGUGGACAGCGAGAGUCCAAGCUUGGAGGGACUUCUGACCAGGCUGAUGGUGGCGGCACCAGCUGGGGACCCCUGCUGCAGAAGACAGGGCUAGUAACCAAGGCUGCCCUGGUCAUGGGGCUACUGCCCACCUGCCUGGUGGAAAUGCCUCAGCCUUGCCCCAGGAGUGGGGCCCCCAGUCGACCAACAAGCCGGAGGGCCAGCGCCAAGCCCCAGACGUGUGUGUACAGCAUCCGGCAAGUGCUCGCCCACCUGGUGGACGUUGGAGGCAGUCGGCAGGAAGAUGAGUGCUGGUCACCUGUAGCCAGUGAUGGCCUCCGGGCUACCCAGAGGCGGCCUGGACCCACCCCGAAGCCAGCUGUCCUGAGGGGAGCCCCCUGUGAGGCCUGGCUAGACCCCAGCGAGGUGCCAGACACCUCAGCACCAACCUGCAGCUGCCCCAUGUGGUCUGGGGGUGAGGAAUCUAGAACCGGAGGGAACGGCGGCAGCAGUUCUGUGUCGUCUGGACGCCUGUCUGGCUCCUCGGGGGGCCAUGAGUGCACUCCUGCCCCUGGGCUCUGGAAGGAAAGGCCCCCCCAGGUGCUGGGGUCCCCGAAGCAGCCCAGGAAGACUGACCCUCGGCUGGAGCGUCUGCGUGACAAAAUCCGGGCCCAGGCAGCUUGGCAGGCCAGCUGUGGCUCACUGGGCACCUCAGCGCCCUCCAGCGCCUCCCGCCUCUGCAAGGGCUCCAAACUGGCGCCUCGGAAGAAGGUCCGCAAGGUGGCGCGUGCGCCUGUCCCCCAGGCCAGCCCAGACUUCAGCGUCCGGCGUGCUGCUGAGACCCAAGUGGAAGACAAAGCAUCUCCCAGGUGUGAGCCUGCCAGGGCCUCCCAGCGCCCGGCCUCUGAGUCAUUCACCCUCACCAAUGUCCUGAGCACCUGUGGGCUGGACCAGAGCUGGGCGUGGGGACUACAGGAACGAGAGACUGGGUUCCGUUCUGGGGUUCUCGUCCACAGUGCAACACCUGCUGUGAAGGUGGACGUGGGGUGCCCAGUCCUGCUAAAGGUGCCCCUGCUGGUGGUCCUCACCCUGAACAUCAGGAGGACGCCAAGAGAAAAAGCCAAAAGGACCAAAGGUUGUUCUUGUAAAAGAGAGAAGGCGUCCAAAUUUCCCUCACCUCGAAGAGCUCCCAAAGGCAAAGAUUCUGAGUCGGUGGGUGUGUACGCCUGGAGGAGAGGACAAGAUCUGGUGAGGUUACUGCUUGGGCCCCCUCCUGUGCUCCCUGGGCGCCGGAGCCAGGCACCCUCGAGAGAGCCAGCCCCCACCUCGGAAUUAGGAGACAGUAAGAAGGUUCCAACUGCCCCUGCCCAGACGCCCAGCCCAGCCUGCAGUGACCAGUGGGUGUCCGCCAACACACCCAGCUUGGUCUCGUGGGACCAGCCAGUUACCAUCCAGACUGCCAUGGCCAUCCUGCAAGAACUCCGCCAGCAGAUCCAGGCUGGGCUGGACUUGGCCCAACGUCCCCAGUCCAGGCAGAGGUCUAAGCAUAGACCACCCAAGCUGGGCCUGCAGGACCCGACAGAGACGAGGCAGCAGGGUCCUGGGGAAGUUCUGGACACCCCGGGUGCCUUCUUUAAGAGACCCUGGGCCAUGACAGAGGACAAAGAUGGCCACUCCGAGAGGACCUGCAGCUUUCCCAGACAGCAGCCUUGCAGUGCCUCGGCAGGAUUGGGGACCUCCCCAAAGAGGGCUUGGGAUCCCACCUUCCAGAGACCCAGGAGUCACCCUGAGAGGCAGGGGUCCCCACUGCCGAGGCCCUGGAGCACUUCAGCUGGCCAGACCUGUGAAGACUGGGACAGCCCUGCCCGUUGGCCCUGGAGCCCCCUGGAAAGGCCCUGGUGUUCCUCGUUUGCUCAGCCGGUGGGCUCACCGUGUAAAGGAAGCUUCUCUCGAGACUCACCUGGGAAGGAGAGGGCUCAGGAGCUGCCCGCUGGCCAGAGGCCCCGGGGUGUCCCCGGCCCUCCCCACAGCUCCGCGUCCCUGCAGGAGUUCAUGCGACAGAAGGCCCUGGCGCGGCGGCAGCAGAUGCUGGAGGAGAAGGCGGCAGCUGUGCGGGCUCUGGAGCUCCGGGACCACCGGCUGAGGGAGGUGUACCGCAAGCAGAGGGAGGCUGUGCUCGGGAGGCCCACCCCCGUGGUCUCCCUGACCAGGCCCAGCAUCGUGACUUUCGUGCCUCACUCGGCACAGGAUGGGGACCUAGACACCCCGGGAAGCCCAGGGCCCCCUGUGCUGGAAUGGAGUAAGGUGACUUCAGGCUUGAUGCUGGGGGACCAGGAGACCCCAGGCAGCUUCUGCCUGUGUCUGAACAAAGCCUUCAGCGGCCCCCAAACUCGAAAGACAAAGAAUGGCCGCCCCCUGCCGUUGUCUACCAACACUUCCCUGCGUCCCUGGAAACUCCAGGACCUGCCCAUGAAUUGCUCACAGCCACAGCAACUGUGCAUCUACCUGGACCCCAAAGAGGCUGAGGGCUUGGGUGCAGCCCGCCCCCUGCACUAUCAAUACAGACAGGCCCGACUGCAGGCCCUGGAGACCACGGCCAACGCCCUGAAGCAGCGGAUUGACCUGCUGACCGAGAAGCUGCAGAAACCGGAAGCAAUGGACGUGCUUGGGGACCUGACUCCCAGCCCCAAGCCACCUGCCACCACGUUCACUGCCCCAGACUGGCCCAGAGCCUUGGUACCCAGCGGGGAAGCAGGACAAGUUGUCUCUCCCCUCCGUCUAUCGGACCGUGAGGCCUUACCCUUGGACUCAGGCCAGGAGUGGUGGCAGCAUGGGGGGCUGGGGGAACAUGACAAUGUGCACCAAGUUCAUGGUGGUACAGAGGGCUCAGUGCUCACUGGGCUCACGGGGCACAGGCCUUCUUCUGAGCUGGAGCCAAGGCUAGCGAGUGCUGCGGGCACCUUCCACCCCGUGAGCACCCUGGAAGGCAGCUCACACCAGGUGCCCGCCACGCUGGACCCCCCCUGCGGCUCCCUGCGGCUGGAGGAGGUGCUGGCAGCCAGGAAGGAUGGUGUGGGGAGGCCCCGGAGCACUGGCAUCUGCGCUUCAGAACUCACCGAGCCUUGUCGCUGCUUUGCUAGCAUGGACUUAGAGCUUGUGUCCAGACAUCUGUGUCCCCCAGACCGUGAGGACCCUGAGGGGAGAGACCUGGAAGAGUACCUGAUAGGUGGACAGCAGCCCGAUGGGCCACUUCUGGGGAACUUGCAGAAUGGCCUCCUUGCCAACAUCCGGCAGAAGUCCUGGAGCUUUCUGGAGUCACUGAAGCUGGACCAGUGGAAGCAGGCCUGGGAACUGACCCUUCUGCGACAACGGGUGGAGCGCGAGGUCAUUGAGACACAGACGGCCCUGGACGGACUAUUCCUCCGGCCCCAACUCCAGCACCUGGCAGAGACACAUUCCACCCAGGGUAGGCCAAAAACAGCCUCGGAGCUGGAGCAGCCACCAGUCCAUGUGGACCCAGAACUGCAGUGGGCUUCUGCAGGGCCUGAGCAGGAGGCUGGGGGGCCCAACAGAGCCCCCUCCCAGCAGCCCCCAGCCAGGCUGGACCCUUGGGACUCAUGGAGGAUGCCAGAUGUCACCGACCAGGUACAGGGGAGACCCCCUGGGGCCAGCCUGGGGUCCAGGUUGUGGGAGAGGUCCCCUGGGGCCCAGCACCAGGACCAGGUGCCCAGCCUGAAGUCAACCCUCAGUUGGGAGGAGUACCCCGUGGAAAAGCGGGCAGCAGACUGGAGAGCUUCCCGGAGGAGGCGGCUCUCCUCUAGGUUCCCGGCGGUGACCAGCAGCCGCCCCUUCCGCCAGGGCUUCAGCCUGCAGAUGCUAGAGCAGAGCCUACGGGAGGAGGAGCUGCGCGCGCAGCACCAGACUGCCCUGCUGCGCCUGCGUGAAAAGGCACUUGAGGAGAAGACGCUUGCUGAGCUGGCCGGGCUGGAGCAUCUGCGCGGGUGUCUGGAGGGCAAGAGGGAUGCAGCAGUUCUGGCUGCUCUGAAGGAACAGGAGCAGCGGAUCCUGGGUGACCUUCAGCGGGAGCAGAGGGAGAUCCGGUACCUGCGGAGUCUACACCUGUCAACACACCGGGAGCGUCGGCUGCUCCUUCAGCACCAACGAGACCUGGCCUCCAUGCGACACUGCACGGCCCGCCUGCAGAGGGAGCUGUGGGCCGGGACCACACCACCCCAGCUGUUGACCUCGGAGCAGAGUUCAUGCGAGCUGGGUGACGGGCCAGGCCUCUGUCCUCUGAGUGGCCUGAGAGCAGCCCGAAGCCAGAGGGGAAUGCACCGGCCUCCUCACUCCCGACACCAAGCAGGCCCUGCAGCCCCUCCAGCCUGCACCCCCCGAGGAGCCCACUGA